Saccharomycopsis crataegensis is the source of this 1797-nucleotide messenger RNA. RefSeq lists its product as uncharacterized. The transcript has a single exon. Lineage: Eukaryota; Fungi; Ascomycota; Saccharomycetes; Ascoideales; Saccharomycopsidaceae. Gene Ontology annotation, molecular function: RNA binding. Bases 1 to 1797 code for a protein of 598 amino acids. The record is from RefSeq and is a predicted model, not a curated record. Gene Ontology annotation, cellular component: cytosol; cytoplasmic stress granule. Gene Ontology annotation, biological process: positive regulation of translation.
AUGACGGGCUCCACAAACAGCGCCUCCACUGAUCCGACUGGCAAGCAACACAUUGAUUCAAUUCCAACCCAACUAACUUCGAAUCAUUCUGUUUUGCUUCCAGCUCCAGUGCCCCAAGUUAAUCCAUGGUCUCUGAGAAAGUCUACAGCUGCUGCCCUUAUUUCAGGUCAACAAACUAUCUCCUAUACAAAGUCAAGCCCAUCUCCAUCAUCGCUUGAUAAGUCUACUCCAAAUCCAAAACCUUCUACUUCUGCAAACAAAGAAAACGCCGAUUUGUCUAGCACCAGCACUAACCAGCAAUCCAAAGCCAAAUUUUCUAGAACUGACAAAUGGGUUCCUUACACCGAUGCCGAAAUUGAGUUGACAACAUCAAAUAACAAAAAUGCCAACUUUAAUAAUAAUAAAUCGAAAAGCAAGAAUAAAUCUAAAAAGAAAAAGGCUAAGGCCAAAGUUACGGCUAAGUAUGAUUCAGAUGGUAACCCUGGUGCAGAUGGUAACCCUGGUGCGGAUGCUCACAAUCAUAAUAAUGAAAGAUCAAAUGAUAUAUUGGAACAUAGCCGCCACUCUGGUAUGAAAACCAAACAGCACUCUACAAUACCUGAAGCUACUAAUGAACUAAAGAAUAGACCUAACAAGGUUGUUGAUAAAAUUACAGGUGUUUCCAAUAGAGAGACAAAAGAAAGUGAUUCAACCAGUGAAGUUGGUGAGCAUUUAGCCAAACUUGAUGUCAAAGAUUCGAGUGCUGCUCAACAAAAAGACUCAUUUAAAGCUGAAAGUUCGAUUAGUGAUUUCGAAGCUGAAGGUAACAUAUCCGGUGAGUUGCGUUCUUCCAAUCAAAAGAAGGGAAAACAUUCGAACGGCCGUAAUAGUUUUAAACAUAGGAAUGGAUAUAAGCUGCGCUCAAAUAGCGGCUAUGACGACGCCAGUUUCUAUGGUAUGAAUAAUGGAUAUGUUAACUAUAGUGGAAACAAAACUGAUGGAUAUAGAAGCCAGUACCCACCAAUGAACAACUUUGGCUUCCCAGGUGCUCCUUAUUUUGGCCAGGUACCUUUUAUAAACCCGAUGUAUGCCAACACUGCUGCAUUAGGUUUUGCAACUGGAAACCCGAUGAUUUCUGGUACUCUACUUUCUGGGGCUCAGUACAAUAAUCAGUUUGACCCUAAUUACAAGUUUGUGCAACAAAACAAUAAUACUGGUUAUUCUUCGGAUAGAUCUUUUAAUGAAACAGAAAGUGCAGGCAGCAGUGCUUCUCCAAGCAGAAGGACUUCUAGUGUUGGCCCACAGGCCCAGUUGCCCAAGUUUAUUCCAAAUCAGCCUCAGAAAAUGUUCUUUAACAAUGGAAUGAUACCCCCGGGCGCUAUGGGCCAAGCGUUGUUUAUUCCUCAAUAUCCUCAGCAAGUAAUGCUGCCUACGUUCCAGCAACAAUUUGCCCCUACAAUGCCACAACAACCUUCAAAUUAUGACCCAAGAUUGGCAGUGGUGAUUAAACAAUUGACUUAUUACUUUUCUUUAGAUAAUUUGUUGAAAGAUUUGUAUUUGAGAAAAUUGAUGAAUCCUUCCACUGGUGGUGUUAAGCUUAGCCUGCUUUUGAAAUUUCAUAGACUUAAGAUCUUAAUCAUAAGAGAAAGUAGGGAUCUUUCUGACGAGGAAGAAAAAGAAGGUCUAAGUAUUUUACGUACUGCCGUUGAUGCUAUCACAGACUUGGAACUUAUUGAGAAUGGAGACGAAGUGAAGUUGAAACAGAAUUGGGAGAGAUGGAUUUUAUCAGAAAACGCUGUAGAAUCCAAAGGAGUUUAA